Molecule: messenger RNA, 1893 nt
Organism: Aspergillus pseudotamarii
Lineage: Eukaryota; Fungi; Ascomycota; Eurotiomycetes; Eurotiales; Aspergillaceae
Product: ankyrin repeat domain-containing protein
Exons: 3
Coding region: 1-1893 (630 amino acids)
Cellular component (GO): nucleus; cytoplasm
Molecular function (GO): protein binding
Source: RefSeq, a predicted model, not a curated record
AUGUCGCGCAAUAAUUACAAUGAUAUACUUAGUAGGCUCUGCCCUGGGGACUUGACAGCAGAGAGGCAAGAAACCUUGAGCCGUGAACGAGUAGGGAAGCUGGAAAACUGGUUUGUGGAAGACAGACUCACGCAAGAAUGGAUCAACGGCUCUGAUCUACAGCUUCUCUGGGCUUACGGACCGGCUGCAACGGGAAAGACAUAUAUCAGCUCCCUCAUUGUCGAUCACAUUCGCUCAAACGAGAGCCGGUCAGGAAUUGCAGUAUUCUAUUUUGAUGACAGCCGUCCCCAGUAUAAUGUUGCGGAUUUCGGUGUUGCAUUUCGUUCGAUAUCUAGACAGCUUGUGGCUCAGCACACUGACCCUUCUGCUGAUAUCAUCAAUCUAGCAGAGGGGUACGCUGCCUUUCACUCUCUAGAUGGAGGUAAACCUGCUGGCCUAUGGGACCGGAUUACCGCGUCUUUUGACUCGGUCUUCGUGGUAUUCGAUGCUGUUAAUGCCUCUGAAGCUGCACUGAAGGAUAUGUUCGUCUACCUCGGAGGCAACGAUUUUCAGGAUGCCCGUUUGCACAUUCUUAUAACCAGUCGCUAUCCGCCACCACGCUCACUUCUACGAACCUACGAACUGCCAACCAUAGUAACGAGGGCAAGCGACGAUGAUCUCAUGACUUACAUCAUGCACGAGUUAGGACGUGUAUCAGGCCAGGAACAGCUAUGCUCAAUGCCAGAAGACGUUCGUGAAACUAUGUCAGAUGUUAUGGAGAUGUUGGACGGGGUGUUUCCACCACUACCUCAACACAAAACUAUUCCAAAUGCAUUGAAUGAUCUAGCACAACUUCUAUAUAAUCAGCCAUUUUCAACGAAGCCCAACGCCCUUAGCCAGCUCGCAUUAGCUCAUUUAGCAAAAGCAGAGCACGGACAAAAUACCCUUCAAAUGCUCCACCUAGUCUCGACACUAGAAGAAAUGGGCUAUACGCCAACGAUAUUCCAGGUUGUAGACUCCCUACCUUUUCUCGGCAUACAUACAAAAGAGAACAUUCACUACACCUCUUCCGACGUGGCAAACAUGUGUACUCCAUUUGUCUCCUUUAGUACUCACACCGAAGCGAUGCGAAUCCGGUCCUCUCUUCUCCAGAACCAUUUGCGCCAAGAAGCCUCCAAAAGCAAUACCAAAAGGACAAUGCUCCGUGCCGCCCUGUCUUACCUAUCACAGGAGGAAUUUCAGAGUGGAGCCUGUAAUUCAUCAGCGAGUUUAAAGAAGCGAUUCCAAACCCAUCCGUUCCUUCCAUUCGCGGCACGGAUAAUCUCACUCUAUACCUCUAGAGUACCUAACCGACAGGAAGCUCUUGACGGCUUCCUACGAUUCGCAUCUCACCACGGCUCAAUUGACUCCUACCUCCAGGCAGCAGAUGCCUGGCCAUAUCAGGAUGAUGACAGCUAUGACGAGCUUGAAAGCGCUGAACAGCGCUGGGCGUAUUUCCCACGUGGUUAUACACCGCUCCAUACUGCUGCUCAUAUUGUAGGUGGACGUGUACUUGUCAAGGCUCUACUUCAACAGGGGGAGGAUAUCGAGGCAAAAUCAGGGAAUUGGCAGACGGCGUUACAUAUUGCUGCUGGGAUCGAGCAUGAGUCUGAAACGGUGAGAACUCUUCUUGAAUACGGAGCUAAUGUAUCAGCGGUUGAUGAUGAUGGAGAGACACCGCUAUCUAUUGCUGUUGUCGAGGGGGCUCUGGAGACGGUAAAGCUACUUGUGGAGUUUGGUGCUGAUGUUGGGAAUCUUGAUACGGCUAUACUUGUGGAAUGUGCUGAGGAGAGGAGGGAUAUUGUGGAGUAUUUGACAGGGCUGGGGGUGGACUUUCCGGAUGACGAUCCAAUGGAGGGGGAUAGGGAGACCUGA